UAAUUUACAAAGUGAUAUUUUCUGCAAGUAAUAGUGAUUGUUAAUUUAUUAUUGUGUAUAUUGUUCUUCUUAUCCCAUUUAUUAUUAAAAAAUGUUCCGUAAUCAGUAUGACAGCGAUGUCACUGUGUGGAGCCCACAGGGUCGCUUACAUCAGGUGGAAUAUGCAAUGGAAGCUGUUAAGUUAGGUUCGGCAACUGUCGGUCUUAAAAAUAAGACUCAUGCUAUUCUUAUUGCACUUAAAAGAGCAUCCUCUGAACUUUCCGCUCAUCAGAAAAAGAUUAUUCCCAUAGAUAAACAUAUGGGAAUAACUAUUUCUGGCCUUACUGCUGAUGCUAGAAUAUUAAGCCGUUAUAUGAGAAUCGAAUGCUUAAAUUAUAAAUAUUCUCACGACGAUGUACUCCCUGUUAGUCGCUUAAUAGCAGCCUUGGGAAACAAAAUGCAAACUUGUACACAAAGAUACGAUAGACGACCAUAUGGUGUAGGAUUAUUAGUAGCUGGGUACGAUGAUCAAGGUCCUCAUAUAUAUCAGACUUGUCCAUCCGCUAAUUACUUUGAUUGUAAAGCAAUGGCUAUUGGAUCUCGUUCUCAGAGUGCACGAACGUAUUUAGAAAAACAUCUUAAUGAAUUUUUAUCAUGCGAUCUUGAUGAACUUGUGAAACAUGGUCUUAGAGCAUUACGUGAUACACUGCCAAAUGAAGUUGAUUUAUCGGUUAAGAACGUUUCUAUAGCAAUUGUGGGUAAAGGGACUGAGUUUACUAUCUUAAAUGAGUCAGCAACAUCGAAUUAUUUAAGCCAAAUAGAAGGAGAUGAUAAAAGAGGAAGACCUAUUGAGCCAAGUGCUGAAGACGAUAGUAGACCACCUCAGGAUCCACCUGCCGAUGAAGGUCUACAUGAUCCACAAGUUGCUGUUGCAAUGGAAACAGAUUGAAUUAAAAUACAAUAAAAAUAUUAUAACUUACAUACAAAAAA
Messenger RNA from Polistes dominula (European paper wasp), 969 nucleotides. It is a transcript of the gene Prosalpha6, whose product is annotated as Proteasome alpha6 subunit. Gene Ontology annotation, biological process: ubiquitin-dependent protein catabolic process. Gene Ontology annotation, cellular component: proteasome core complex, alpha-subunit complex; proteasome core complex. The record is from RefSeq and is a predicted model, not a curated record. NCBI's taxonomy places the organism in Eukaryota, Metazoa, Arthropoda, Insecta, Hymenoptera, Vespidae.